Messenger RNA from Diospyros lotus (date-plum), 838 nucleotides. RefSeq lists its product as uncharacterized. The coding region runs from base 77 to 355 and encodes 92 amino acids. The transcript has a single exon. NCBI's taxonomy places the organism in Eukaryota, Viridiplantae, Streptophyta, Magnoliopsida, Ericales, Ebenaceae. The record is from RefSeq and is a predicted model, not a curated record. Gene Ontology annotation, biological process: iron-sulfur cluster assembly.
UAGCUCAUUCUAGAAAAAUCCCCAACCUGAUCCCUUCUCCCUCUCUCUCUCUCUCUCUCUCUCUCUGCGUGUGGGGAUGGUGGCAGCUGUGCCGCUGGCGGGGCGGUCGGAGGUUCUAUCGCUGUUUCGCUCGCUCCUUCGAACAGCCCGCAAGUUCGCCGACUACAACAUCAGGGAGUACGCGAGGCGCCGAACCAUCGACGCCUUUCGGCAGAACAAGGACCUCUCGGAUCCGUCUGCAAUCGCCGCCGCGUUCUCCGACGGCAAGUCCCAGCUGGACGUCGCCAACAGACAAGUCAUCGUAUACUCGCUCUAUGCGCCCAAGGUCAAGAACAUCAUGGAGAUUAAGCAUUGAUAAAGAACCUAAUUUGUUGGUAUUCCGAGCUCUUUUCAAUCCUUUCGGCACAAUUGAUUUAAUGCCUGGAAUACUAUUGAGAAGGUUUUAGAAUUUGGGCUUUUGAUGUAAAGAUAGUGACCUGAAUGAAUUUUGGAUUUCCCAUUUCAUCGUGUUUUGCUUCUUAUCGGAUUUAGGGUUUUGAAAUUUUGCUUCGGUGGUUGUGUUGGAUUAAUAUUUGUGAAGAAGAGAAGAUGCGCAGUUCUGCGUGGAAAUUACUGAAUUGUAAUUUACAUUGAUUAGCUUUGAGAUGGAGGUAGGACUUGAGCUCAGUAUUCAGAAAGGUAAACGGGAAUGGAAGUAGUUAGUAGUUUAUUUUGGAGUGAAAUAAACAGUUGUGUGGUUCUUGAACCAGACACAGUCAGAAUAUGAAAUAACUCAUGCAAGUAAUGUCACCAGUUGGAAAUGCAAAAAUGACCAUAUCAUCUAUUCGUCAGAGUGUUA